Molecule: messenger RNA, 789 nt
Organism: Penicillium verrucosum
Lineage: Eukaryota; Fungi; Ascomycota; Eurotiomycetes; Eurotiales; Aspergillaceae
Product: CFEM domain-containing protein
Exons: 4
Coding region: 1-789 (262 amino acids)
Source: RefSeq, a predicted model, not a curated record
AUGAAGUCUUUCUCCCCCGUUGCUCUGGCCUUGAUGGCCGCCUUUGGCAUGGCUGCCGCUGAAGACAUUUCUGCCUCUGAGUGUGCUUCCAUGUGUCUCUCCAACAUGAGCAAGCAGGCCUCCGACUUGGGUUGCAAGGCCGGUGACAUCGCCUGCCUGUGCAAGAGCGACGACUACAAGUUCGGUAUCCGUGACUGCACCAAGGAGGCCUGCCCCAGCGACGAUGCCGAGAAGGUUCUCGCUAUGGCCGUCGCCAAGUGCCCUGGCGGUGUUUCUGGCUCUGACGCUACCUCUGGUUCUUCUGGCUCCAGCUCUACCUCUGGCUCUGGUGACUCCACUACCACUGGCUCCGACGCUAGCUCCACUGGCUCUGAUGCCUCUGGCUCCAAGACUGCCACCGGCUCCGACGCUAGCGCCACUGGCACUGAUGCCUCUGGCUCCAAGACUGCCACCGGCUCUGACGCCAGCGCUACUGGCACUGGCGCCUCUAGCUCCAACGUCAGCGGCAGUGCUUCCGCCACUGGCUCCGUUACCACCAUCACCAGCACUAACGCCUCCGGCUCCAUGGUGACCCAGACCAGCACUGGCGCCUCUUCCACCUCCACUGGCUCCGGCUCCGGCAGCGACUCUGACUCCGAGUCUGGUUCCGGUUCCGGCUCCGACUCCGACAGCUCUGCUUCUAGCUCCGCCGGCGCUGCUGCUUCCAGCACCAGUGAUGGUGCCGCUGCCCCCAUGGCCACCGGUGGUGCUAUGGGUGUCCUCGGCAUGCUCGCUAUCCUCGCUCUGUAA